GGUAUCUUGGGCUAUCUGAAGGUGGAAUAGUCAGAGAUUGUCUGCCGAUUCCUGACUUGUGGUCAAUCUCCUUUGUUGUCAAACUUCAGAACCAAAUCCUGGUCUGAUCAAACUCGGUGAUCUUUGAAAGCGCUCGCAAGGAAUGUCAUGCCAUUUGCGUUGGGUGUUACCAUCCACAGUUUGUCCUCCUCUUCUGCUGUCAAGAAGAUCGAACCUCACCCAACCAUUGCAUGAGAGGAGCUCGUUGAGACACUCCGACAGACACAGCACCUUGAUAACUCGUGCCAGCAUCCCAUCAGUUCCUUCCAUGUUGGGAAGCCUGCAGAGUCUUCUAAACCAGCCUGGCGCAAAGGCUGGCAAGCAGACAACCACGUUCUCAGAUAACGCUCCAUCCUGGGAGGCCUUGCAGCAGCUGGUGGAGGAGAAGGGCAGGCAGCUCAACUGGCAACAGCCUGACUUGGAGAAUGGACCCACAAACCCACUGGCACUGAAGAGGACAUUUGGGCAGCCUGGUACCCCUCGAGUGAAGCUGUACAGGGACCAUGCCGCUUGGUGCCCCUACUGCCAGAAGGUGUGGCUGCAGCUGGAAGAGAAGCAGAUCCCUUACACCCUGGAGAAGAUCAACAUGCGCUGCUACGGAGACAAACCGCCAGAGUACACAGCCAAGGUGCCUUCAGGGCUGCUGCCGGCGAUGGAGCUGGAUGGGCAGCUGAUCGUGGAGAGCGCUGAGAUCAUGCGCAUCCUGGAGGAGGCUUUCCCUGACAACAAGCCCCUGCUGCCGCCCAAGGGCAGCAAGGAGCGCCAGCGUGCCGACUCUCUCAUGCGCCUGGAGCGCCGCCUCUUCUCAGACUGGCUCUCCUGGCUCACCACCUCCUGGCAAGCUCCUUCCUCCCACACCAUCCCUCUGCCCCACUGCAUGCUUGCUCUGCGCACUACACGCGAGUUCAUAGCCACGAUGGAUGCAGUGGACAGGGAACUUGGGGCUGCGGGGGGGCCCUUCUUCCUCGGGGCGGAUCUGUCAAUGGUGGACGUUGUGUUUUCGCCCUUCCUGGAGCGCAUUGCUGCCUCCAUCCUGUACUACAAGGGGCUCACUGUGCGCGGGGACGGGCGGUGGAAGAAUUUGGAGAGGUGGUUUGAGUCGAUGGAGGCUCGACCUGCAUACAUUGGCACCAGGAGUGACUUCUACACGCAUGUGCAUGACCUGCCACCUCAGCUUGGAGGGUGCGCAUCGGUGCCUGACGCGGAUGAGGCGGCGGCUGCCAUCGACGGAGUGGAUGGCAAGAGCUGGCAGCUUCCCCUGCCUCCCCUCAACGCCACCUCGUUCCCAGAACCUUACUCCCCAGGUGAGGAUCCGCCACUGGACCGGCUCAGGGCAGCGGCGCGGCUGGUGGGCAACCACGGCGCCAUUGCGAAGUUCGCUGCGCGCGGCUGCGGCAAGCCAGGACGGCGGCCUGUGAGCGCCCCGCUGUCCGAUCCCACUGCCACUGCUGGGGAAAACUUCCUUGAGGCCGUGGAUGCAGGCCUGCGGCAUGUGGCGCAUGCUCUGCUGGAGGGAGCACAUGCGAGCAGCCUGCGAGUGGGUGAUGGGGAGAAUCUACCGGGGGAUGCAGUGGUGGCAUCAGCAGAGUAUAUUAGAGACAGAGUGGGUGUACCCCGCGACCUGCCCUAUCCAGCUGCCAGGCAGCUGCGCGCGCACCUGAACUGGCUCAUCGGCUCCCUCACGGCCUGAUGACAGUAAAAGUGACAUCCAUUUUGGUACUACGAUUUUUAUCCUUGCCAUGCACAUGUCUGAUGCCUGGCGUACCGUGCAUUUGGAGAUGGCUCGAGUUGAAUUUUGUCAUAUUUGCAUUUGCGCAUUUUUAUAAGAGAAUCUGAGUCACUCAAUACGGUGUUCAUGAGGAGCGUCCAUUACAAUGGCCGAUUUAUACUGUACUGCGUGCAAGAAAUUCAAGAUCGCCGUUUGCAGCAUGCACUCAUGACGGCAUCGACUGCAUGGCACUUGUCCCGCAAAGAGAUUACUAGCUAGUAACCUACACAGAAAUCGUUUGUCAUCAAAUAAACAGCAGUCCUUCUUCCAAUCGGCCUUCUUCCACUAAUAUGGCAGUACCCUGGCAAUCCAUGUCGGUACAGAUCAUCCUAGUCAGUCUGAUGAGCAGCCAAUGCAUGCAGGCCAUCUGGGGUCUGGGGCAUGGCACUAUUGAUGAUUAUGUCCUGGAAUCCUUCUUUCUGAUGUACAUGCAAUACAAACCAUCCAUGCCCUUUGACCUGGCAUGGCUUAUGUGCGCUUGAAGAGUGAAUUUAAAGAACUGGCACACCAUCGGCUCUUUCGACAGAUAUGCCAAUCCCCACUGCAGGCUGCUACACAUUGUGCAUCCUGCCUGUCCAACCAUGGACUUUUAUGUUUUACCUGGCGCCUUAGGGUCCAGUGGACUACCAAUGUGCCAGUCCAGGGGUCUACUCCCUCAAGUGGGUCAGGCGGGGGGUCUCAGAGAUGUAGAUUUCUCUGCGGCCCAGCGGCGGCGGCGCCUCGGUGUUGAGCACGCUGCGGUUGGGCUUGGCCAUCUGCAGCCGCCGCGUGCUGCCAGGUGUCACCG
Messenger RNA from Coccomyxa subellipsoidea C-169, 2594 nucleotides. RefSeq names its product glutathione S-transferase. Gene Ontology annotation, cellular component: cytoplasm. The coding region runs from base 143 to 1729 and encodes 528 amino acids. Lineage: Eukaryota; Viridiplantae; Chlorophyta; Trebouxiophyceae; Coccomyxaceae. The record is from RefSeq and is a predicted model, not a curated record. The transcript has 9 exons.